Molecule: messenger RNA, 960 nt
Organism: Vicia villosa (hairy vetch)
Lineage: Eukaryota; Viridiplantae; Streptophyta; Magnoliopsida; Fabales; Fabaceae
Exons: 1
Coding region: 1-960 (319 amino acids)
Source: RefSeq, a predicted model, not a curated record
AUGCAGAAAACAAACAUAAAUAUUGAGAUGUUAAGAGUGCAAGCAUUAUCAAUUCUAUGCACACCUUACCCUUUCCUUGAUUUUCAUGGUGUAUCUCCCAUUCAAGAUAAAUUAGAUCCACAAAGUAGCAUAAAACACGAUAUAUGGAGCGACGCCGUUUUUGAUUUUGAUGGUGUUUCUUUCAAUCAAGAUAAUCUUGAUCCACAUUGUAACACAAAGGAGCAAAUUAACAACGACGCUUCUCUAGAUUUUGAAGGCUUCACCCCCGUUCAAGAUGAAAGUAAUUUAUGUUGUAGCAUUAAAGAACAAAUUCAAAACAAUGAUGAAGAAAAUAUUGAAGAACGAGAGUUUAGUUUUCCAUGUGCUGAUGUCAAAGGAAUGAGAAUAUUCGCUGAUGACAUUUUUGAAAACGGACAAAUAAGAAAAUUAAUUCCUCAUUUGCACCAAUCUCUUCUUUUAACUUCCACCUCAAAAAAUUUUGCCUCACCUGUUCGGCCACGUCUAAAGAAGAUAUUUAUUAUUAAUUCAGUAUGUCCACAAUCAAGAUCAGAUGUUAUUUCUAAAGAACCUCAAAAUGAGUUAUUAGAAAAUAUAACAUUCGUUGAGAUGAAGGACUCCACCGAAUCUUACAAAAAAAGAAACUCCACAGGAUCAUCAAAUUUGUGGAGAUGUAGGCAAAACAUGAAUCUUAGAUGUAAUAGUGACCAUAAGGAUUCUUUAGUUUUAUUGAAUCCUUCUGCGCCAAAAAAUCAUGUCAAGACAAAAGUUGAAAGCAUCGUCGUUGAAAAAAGGAAGGAAAACCACCCAAAAAAUGCAUUAUCAACUUAUGAGAAGCUUUAUUUGACUAAUAAAACAAGAAAAGGGAGCAAUAAACGAAGAUCAUUUUUGCCAUAUAAACACCAAUUACUUGGGUUCUUUACAAACAUGAAUGGAUUAAGUAGGAACCUGCACCCUUUCUAA